AUGGCCGACAAUUCAUCAGAGCGCCCAUCCAAGCGAAAGUGUCUCGGCGCAGACUGUGAAAACGAUGCGGGGGCACUGGCUUGCCCGACGUGCCUGAAACUGGACAUUAAAGACAGCUAUUUCUGCUCUCAGGAUUGUUUCAAGAGGAACUGGAAUGACCACAAGGCUAUUCACAAGACCGCGCAAGUCAACGCACAGAAUGGUUCAGGAGCAUACAAUCCCUUCCCGACAUAUCCCUUCACCGGCUCUGUCCGACCUGUCUAUCCUCUCUCUCCGAAACGCACCAUUCCUAAGACGAUUAAACAUCCCGACUGGGCUGAGACCGGCAUACCAAAGGGCGAACAGCGCUUGAGCAGGACGAAAAUUGACAUUCUAGACGCCAAGGGGCAAGAGGCAAUGCGAAAGGUUUGCAAACUAGCUCGAGAAGUGCUGGACAUCACCGCUGCAGAGCUCAAGCCGGGUGUCACCACAGACUACCUUGACGAGGUCUGCCACAAUGCUUGUAUAGAACGGGAGUCAUAUCCUUCUCCGUUGAACUAUAAUCGUUUCCCCAAAUCGCUUUGUACCUCUCCAAACGAAGUGGUCUGCCACGGAAUACCCGACCAGCGAGUGCUUCUGGAUGGCGAUAUCGUCAAUCUGGACAUCUCAUUAUACCACGGGGGUUAUCACGCUGACCUCAAUGAAACGUAUUAUGUGGGCGAUCGCGCCAAGGCAGACGCCGACUCGGUUACUCUAGUUGAAACGACCCGGGAAUGUCUGAACAGGGCCAUCGAUCUCGUGAAGCCCGGCACCCCCAUACGAGAGUUUGGCAAGGUAAUUGAAAAGUACGCCAAGUCUAAAAACUGCAGUGUCAUUGCGACCUGGGGCGGCCAUGGCAUCAACACGGAGUUCCAUCCCCCGCCAUGGAUACCCCAUUAUGCCAAGAACAGAGCGGUAGGCGUGUUGAAGCCGGGCAUGACUUUUACAAUCGAGCCCAUCCUUACUCUGGGGAAACCUCGGGAAGUUUAUUGGCCGGACAACUGGACAAAUGUCACGGUUGAUGGCAAACGGACAGCUCAGUUUGAGCAUACCUUGCUUGUCACAGAAACAGGGGUUGAGGUCUUGACUGCGGCUAACCCAGACUCCCCUGGAGGCCAAAUACCGAUGCCUGCAGAAGCUAAUGCCGCAUAA
Messenger RNA from Talaromyces rugulosus, 1170 nucleotides. RefSeq lists its product as uncharacterized. The record is from RefSeq and is a predicted model, not a curated record. Gene Ontology annotation, molecular function: metalloaminopeptidase activity. The transcript has 5 exons. Gene Ontology annotation, biological process: proteolysis. The coding region runs from base 1 to 1170 and encodes 389 amino acids. Lineage: Eukaryota; Fungi; Ascomycota; Eurotiomycetes; Eurotiales; Trichocomaceae.